Messenger RNA from Owenia fusiformis, 1020 nucleotides. Lineage: Eukaryota; Metazoa; Annelida; Polychaeta; Sabellida; Oweniidae. The record is from the annotation of a GenBank genome assembly.
AGUGUUUCGAGCUAAUGGUUAAUCAUUGCAAUUCAAGCUCAUUCAAAGGGCAUACCACAUCGUAUCAUAUCGUUACAUAUGAGGCUGGAAAUGGUUUAAUUCGAAAUCGAAGCAAAAUGCCGCCAAAACACCAUAGAAAACAAAGCCACAGCCCGCAUCGAAGAAAGCAUAGUCCUCGUGGAAGACACGGACAUAGUCCCCAUAGAAGACACGGGCAUCGUAGGCACAGCCAUAGCUCUAGUGGGUCUGACUAUGAUUCGGAUUAUCAUGAACAUAAAUGCAAACAUUCGGGAUGCACCAAAUAUAGGGGAUGUGUAGGACAUAAACAACCACGCUGGUGUAGACAUGGCGGCGAUGGAUCACGUGGUCAUCAUAAUUGUGGGUGUAAUCAGUCUGGGUCCUGUGGUCAUAGAGGUCACGGUUACGGUAGUCACGGUGGUGGAGGUCAUGGUUGCGGUAGUCACGGUGAUGGAGGUCAUGGUUGCGGAAGUGACGGUGGUGGAGGUCAUGGUUGCGGUAACCACGGUAGUGGAGGUCAUUGUUGCAGUGGUGGUUACGUCGGCGGUGGUCACGACAAUUGGGGUCACGGUGGUGGAGGUCGUGGUGGCGGAGGUCGCGGCGGGGGAGGUCAUGGUGGUGAUGGUUGUGGUGGCGGAGGUCAUGGUGGUGGAGGUCAUGGUGGUGGUGGUUAUGGCGGUGGAGGUCAUGGUGGUGGAGGUCGCGGGGGUGGAGGUUAUGGCGGUGAUGGUUAUGGCGGUGGAGGUCACGGUAGUGGAGGUCACGGCGGUGGAGGUCACGGUGGUGAUGGUUAUGGCGGUGAAGGUCACGGUGGUGGAGGUCAUGGUGGUAAGGGUAACGGGGGUGACGGCCACGGUGGCAACGGUUACAGUGGUGGAGGCCACGACAGAGGAGGCUACAAAGGACCGCCUCGACCCCCUGUGCAUGUGUGACCACCAAGUGGAGAAAAUGAAAACUAUGUGAUUUUAAUGUGCUAUUAGUAAGAUGGCAGUAGAGAAUGGA